AUGGUCAUGCUCCGUUUGACUGCCGAGCAGUACCGAAAAUUGCCCAUACUGGCAGAUGAAUCAACUUGCUCUGGGAAGACCUACAUCGUCACAGGCGGCAACUCUGGGCUGGGCCUGGAAACUGCACGGCAUCUUGUCGAAUUCAAGGCCUCACGCGUCAUCCUGGCCGUGCGAAAUCUCACGGCAGGCGAGAAUGCUAAAAAGGACAUUGAGCAAACGACGGACCAAGUAGACAGGAUCGAUGGCUUUGUCGCCAACGCCGGUGUAUUGCUGGACUCAUGGUCAACUUCAGAGGGCAUGGAGACCAGUAUACAAGUCAACGUUGUGAACACCUUGUUUCUGGGGACCCUGAUGCUGCCUAAGUUGAGCGCGGUCGCCCGUGAGCUCGGGACCCAGCCCACGCUUGUUUUUAUCGUCAGCGUCCUGGGAUACACGGCUAGGAGCGAAAUGGACAAGAGCCGUGAUGGUAAUAUCUUUGAGGGGUUUAACGACCAGAAGAAGGCCAAUAUGAAUGCAAGAUACGCGCUCACGAAGCUUGUAGAAGAGCUGGCCGUGCGACAACUCACAGCAGCGGUACCUGUUGAGCGCACAGGUGUCGUCGUGAACAUGGUGGCACCCGGCCUGUGCCACUCCGGCUUGGGCAGGGACGCCGGUUCCUUCACCAAGGCGAUGCUCUCGGCGAUCAAGGCCAUGAUGGCGCGGACUUCAGAGGAGGGCAGCCGAACAAUUUUGCAUGGCUUGGUGGCUGGCGGGGAGAGCCACGGCAAACUGCUCUCAGGCUGCAAGAUCAAGGAAUUCUGGGUGCCUGACUGGGUUAAAAACGUGGAAGGGCAGCGACUGCAAAGGGGCAUCUGGACAGAGCUUGUCGAGAAGUUCGAGCAUGUUGAGCCUGAGUGUGUGAAGCAACUUUCGGGCUUGAUGUAA
Molecule: messenger RNA, 924 nt
Organism: Diaporthe amygdali
Lineage: Eukaryota; Fungi; Ascomycota; Sordariomycetes; Diaporthales; Diaporthaceae
Product: short-chain dehydrogenase reductase family protein
Exons: 3
Coding region: 1-924 (307 amino acids)
Source: RefSeq, a predicted model, not a curated record